This is a messenger RNA of Hibiscus syriacus, 1680 nucleotides long. RefSeq names its product disease resistance-like protein DSC1. The coding region runs from base 1 to 1680 and encodes 559 amino acids. The record is from RefSeq and is a predicted model, not a curated record. Gene Ontology annotation, molecular function: protein binding. The transcript is spliced from 4 exons. NCBI's taxonomy places the organism in Eukaryota, Viridiplantae, Streptophyta, Magnoliopsida, Malvales, Malvaceae.
AUGAUUGAAAACACAGGAAUCGAACAAGCAUUUCAUUUGAGUGUCGAUGCCUUCUCGAAUGAAAAGAUUGAGAUUGCUCAAAGUAUUGGAAAGGAUUCCCUUAAGAUCUCUGCCCUCAGCUUUCAACCGGACAACCUUGUUGCACUUCUCUUACAAUACAGUCGCAUUGAACAACUAUGGAAGGGAACCAGACCCUUGUACAAGCUGAAAGUGUUAAACCUCAGAGAGUCCCCGAACCUGAUCAAGACUCCGGACUUCACAAUGGCCCCAGAUCUUGAAGUUCUGAUCCUGGAAGGUUGUACAAAAAUAGUUGAUGUUCAUCCAUCCAUAGCAGAGCUUAAGAGGCUUCAAAAUUUGAAUUUGAGAGGCUGCAAAGGUCUUAAGAAUCUUCCAACCAAAAUUGGAAUGGAAUCUCUUCAAACGUUCAUUCUUUCGGGUUGUUCAAAUCUUCUUUGGUUUCCAGAGAUUGAUUGCAAAAUGGAUUGUCUAAAAACUCUUGAUCUUUCCGGAUGUUAUAGAGUUGGAUUUUUGCCAGAGAGUUUGCAGCUAGCAGAGUUUUUGGAAGAGCUCGACUUGAAUGAAACGGCCAUAACGAAACCACCGUCCUGCAUUUUUCGACUUAAAAAUCUUAAAGUUUUGUCUUUCAACGGCCGCAAGGGAUCUUCAUCUAAGUUUCGAAGAAAUCUGCCUUCUCUCUUCAAAAAAAUCCAAAGAGGAAAGACGAAUUCAAUGGCUCUGAUGUUGCCUUCGUUGUCGGGUUUGAGUUCAUUGACAGAGCUGAAACUAAGGGACUGCAAUCUUUGUGAAGGAGAUAUUCCUAUUGAUAUUUCUUGUCUAUCCUCUUUGAAGAAACUCGAUCUCAGCAGUAACAAUUUCAUCAGCCUACCUGAUUCUCUUACUCGACUUUCCAAGCUUGAAGAUCUUGAAUUGAUGAAUUGCCGGGGGCUGAAAUCAUUGCCUGAGCUUCCAGCAAGUACAGUAAAUGUGAGCAUAGAUGAUUGUGCUUCUCUGGAACUAAUUGCUAGUCCGUCAAAAGUAUGCAGUUCAGGGAAGUGUGUGUUUUUUAUAGGUACCAACUGCUACAGAUUGGCUGAGAACAUUAAUGCAAUCAAGGUUGUUCAAUCUCUCUUUUUUGCUCAACAAAAUCUCGUACUUGCAAAUUCAAGAAAGUCGUUCGUUGUUAUUAUACCUGGAAGUGAAAUUCCGGAAUGGUUCAGCCAUCAAAGAGUCGACUCUUCAAUCAAGAUGCCACUGCCUCUCAAUAUUCGGAAUGAUAGUCAAUGUAUGGGAGUUGCUUUCUGCUGCAUUUUUGCCGGUGGCAAUUCUUCGUGGAAUGAUUUUAUCAGCUGUAAUGUUGUUAUCCAUUGUGGAGUACCUCGACGUGUUGAUCACGUUGGCAUUGGAUUAGGGAAAGGAUAUAAUCAGCCCAUAAAAAAUGACCACCUUUUUCUUUGUUAUUUGCGGCGUGACGUGUUAUAUCCAUAUUUCUUGGAGAAUGAAUGUGGUGAAAGUGAAACCGAGAAUACAUCAACACCGGAUUGCUCAAAUCAGGAAUGCGAUGUACUUGAAUUGUUAUUCAUAUGUAAGGCUUGUGGCAAAGGUGUUGGGGUGAAGAAAUGUGGGGUUGGGAUAGUGUAUGAGAAAGAUUUGGAAGAUCAACAACAGAGCAACACAUGUUGA